AUGCCGGCGAUUUACAACUUCAAAAAGAUUACAGUCGUUCCAUCCGCUGCAGAUUUAAAGGAGAUUGUUCUUUCCAAAACACAAAGAAAAACACCGACCGUGAUUCGCCGUCACUUUGCAAUUAGCCGGAUCCGAUCAUUUUAUACACGGAAGAUUAAAUUUUUGCAGCAGGUUUUACACGAUAAAUUGACUCAAAUUAUUGAUGAAUUUCCAAAAAUGGAGGAGGUUCAUCCAUUUUAUGCCGAUCUUAUGAACAUUUUAUACGAUAAGGACCACUACAAGAUUGCUUUAGGACAAAUGAACAUGGCUCGUCAUUUGAUCGAUGGUAUUGCACGAGAAUAUGUUCGUCUAAUGAAAUAUGGUGACUCGUUAUAUCGUUGUAAAAUGUUAAAGCGUGCAGCACUUGGACGAAUGGUAAAGCUAUUAAAAAGGCAGAAAUCAAGUUUUGAUUAUUUGGAACAGGUGCGACAACAUCUUUCUCGUUUGCCAACAAUUGAUCCAAACACAAGGACAUUAAUAUUGUGUGGUUUCCCAAAUGUCGGUAAAUCGUCAUUGAUGAAUUUGUUAACACGUGCUGACGUUGAAGUACAGCCUUAUGCAUUUACCACUAAAGCUCUUUAUGUCGGACAUCUUGAUUAUAAAUAUCUUCGUUGGCAGGUUAUUGAUACACCUGGUAUUUUGGACCAAUCUUUGGAAGAACGUAAUACAAUUGAGAUGCAAGCAAUCACUGCACUUGCACAUUUGCGUGCUGCAAUUUUGUUCAUCAUGGAUAUAAGUGAAACAUGUGAUCAUACAAUUGAAGAACAGGUAGCAUUAUUUGAAAGUAUUCGUCCAUUAUUUGUGAAUAAACCAGUAUUGAUUGGAUUAAAUAAGCACAGUAACACAAAGGGAGUCAUGGAUUUCAGAAAUACAGCAUGCAAUCAUCUUUUGACGCAACGUGUUGAAAGUAAACUGCAGUCGAGGAAGUUAGCAAUUGAAGAUGGUGUGUUAAGCCGUGUUUUUGUUGCUUACCCUAUUCCGAGGGAUGACAAAGUACGUGCACCACAUAUACCGGAAGCAGUUGUGACGAAAAAAUUUUUUGGCAGUAAUAAUCCUAAUGAGGAGAAAUUUAGAAAAAUACGAAAAUUAGAACGCCAGAUUGAACUGGAAAUGCAGGACGAAUACAUACUUGAUUUAAAAAAGCAUUAUUUACUAAAGAAUGAUGAAGAAAAAUACGAUGUUGCGCCCGAAAUAUGGGAAGGACAUAAUAUCUCCGAUUUUAUUGCAUCAAAUGUUAGAGAUAUGUUAAAGUCAAUCAGGAAAGAGGAAGAAGCAAAGAUUCAAGCUGGGUACUAUGAUGAUGGUUUGGUCUUGGAUGAUGAUGAAACAAAGAAAUUGUUUGAAAAUGCCGAAAAAAUUAUGGAGAAAGAAAGUCGGCUGAAAAUGAUUUCACAAGCCAAAAAAAGUAUUACGAAGCCACGUUUAAGUCGUUCUGUUGCAAGAAAACGGGAUAGAACUAUGGCAUGUUUAGAAGAACAAUUUCGUGGACUUGGUGCUAACAUUGAUCCAUCGCAGUUGAAAAAUUUGGCUAAGGAACAGCUGAAAGAACCUACUAUCAAAAAAAUACGGGUGGGAAAGAGUCCAGGCUUGGUUGCUAGUCGACCACCAAGUCGUGAUGUCCAGGGUAUAAAGAAUGAUGAAAUACGAGAGAUAACGAAGAAAGUUGGACGAAAGAAUCAGAGGAAUUUACAAUACGAAGCAAGGAAAGGUGAAGCUGACAGGCAUAUCUUUGUCAAGCGUCCGAAGCAUUUGUUUUCUGGCAAGCGUGGACUUGGGAAAACAGAUAGGCGGUAA
Molecule: messenger RNA, 1833 nt
Organism: Brugia pahangi
Lineage: Eukaryota; Metazoa; Nematoda; Chromadorea; Rhabditida; Onchocercidae
Source: the annotation of a GenBank genome assembly